This is a messenger RNA of Necator americanus (New World hookworm), 2571 nucleotides long. RefSeq lists its product as uncharacterized. Bases 1 to 2571 code for a protein of 856 amino acids. Lineage: Eukaryota; Metazoa; Nematoda; Chromadorea; Rhabditida; Ancylostomatidae. The record is from RefSeq and is a predicted model, not a curated record. The transcript is spliced from 2 exons.
AUGCCAAGAUUCAAAGAAGGUCGAACUUGGAACUUACUCAACGACGUACCAGCAAACUUCGUUCGACUCGUGAAAGAAGUCCUUUCGUUAGGACAGAAGAUCGUCUCAGAAAGGCAAGCCAUCCACUUCCUCCGCCGAUGUUUACGAUGUCACGUGAUACCUAACUUUAUCACAAAGAAACACCUACACGAAACAUGCGGACUCGGAAAAGAAAGCCGGCAACUGCAAGAGAUCGAAACCCGCAUCUUGAGAGCGGCAUUGAAGACCAAACAAGACCAUAUGUUUUCUAUGCUGACCAAAUGUGUGUUCAAAGAACAGUGUUGUCAACGCUUGGUGCCGGACGUUCUUUGGAGGAGAAUCGUGGGUGAGUCAAAGAACAUAUGUGAUUCUAUUCGCUCCAAGGCCAAGUCAAGGCUGCAGGAGAAAUUUGGCAAACUGCUAGAUCAUAGGCAAGGUCAGAGAUCGCAGUUAUCAGUCAGCACUAACCAUUCGAGCCCAAACCACCAAAACUCGAACACCGCGCCAGAAAAUGCACCCUUUCCACCUCGUGUGUCACUUAUAGGUGAUGUAUUUCUUUCUAAGAAUGCGCUUUCAGUUUUGGACUUAGGCCCCAGUUUCGCUCCAUCUCAAUCAAUACGCCCCGUGAUAUCGCGCAAGAUAGUGGGCAGCCUGCAAUUGGUUCAUGAACGUCUGCGAUUGAGAGUUAAAGAGGAAGAGCAAGACAGAGUGCAAGAAACCUCUAGAGUUCGAGUUUCCCCUCCUAUCCCUUUUCCUACAUUAGUGUACAAGCCACAGGAGGCAAAUUCGGUGGUAGACACUAAGUUUCGCUUAUUUGCUACUUCGGUUUUCUCAAUUCUCUCCCGGUACUCAUACAAACGCGCUUUUGAAAAUCUAACACCCACACAACGCAAAGGUUUGUGCGAACUACGUGACAUCUGCGCUGAGGGGAAGAUCAAAAUCUCGGUCAGUGAUAAAGGAGGAGAAUUUGUAGUGAUUUCAAGUGAACUGGACAGGGCUAUAACAAAACUUCACCUUACGGACGAUAGUCUAUACCAUCCUUCAUCGGUACAUGAAUUUGGCAGACAAUAUCGCCGCCUGAAUAGGAUAUGGAUAGAGACCGCAAAAUCAGUAGGCUUACCAAAAACAACUAUCACGCGUCUAAAAUGUGAUCGGCCCACCUGCCCGGUCCUUUAUGUCCUCAUCAAGACCCACAAGCUUUCCGCUGCCGAAUUUAGUUCAAACAACCCAGGGGAUUUCAAGGUUAGACCUAUCAUUAGCAAUAUUGGAGGUCCCACCGACAGAAUAUCCUGGUUCCUUAACACUAUUCUCAGCCAGCUACUCCAGUACGUUCCAGCUCAUCUCUCAAACACAAAAAUGUUCAUAGAGCACCUCCGCAAAGCGCGCCUUGAUGGAGAUUGUGUCAUCGAAUCUUUCGAUGUCACUUCGCUCUACACCAACGUCUCCAUCGAUGCUGCACUACAAGCAACAUCAGAGCUGCUUCUCGAACACCAGGGAACUCUUAACAUGUAUGGUUUUGCGAUACAGCAAAUAAUGAUGCUGCUGAACGAAUGUUUGAGAUGUUCCGUAUUUCGCUGGUCUGGGCAAUACUAUAGGCAGAUUAGGGGCAUGGCCAUGGGACAAAGACUUGCGCCUACAUUAGCCGUUGCUUUCAUGUCUAAAGUGGAAAAACCCCUACUGGAACGCAAACCGUUAUUGUACUGCCGAUACAUAGAUGAUUGUUGCAUUGUAUGUCCAACACAAGCUGAAAUGGACUCUUGCUACGAUCUCUUAAAUAAACAAUCCCAGUACAUAAAGUUCACGAGGGAAAAACGUAAAGACAACUGGCUGUCGUUUCUCAAUGUCCAGACAGCGGCAACGGUUUCAUCUGAAGCUCAAGGGCGCAUUGCCUCCAUAAACAUGGCUAACCGCAUUGCUCAGUCCAAUGGGUACCCAGCAAAAGUCUCUCAUUCAAAUAGGAGCCAUGCAACUCAGCGGCGGUGCCACAGGGUAGAACAAGCAACAAAGAUCCCUUUCUGCCUUCCUUUUAUUUCGGAUGACAUGAGCAAUGCAGUGCGAGCAAGCUUACGACAGGCGGGUCUGCAAGACUCAGUCAGAGUAGUGGACAUACCACCUGUAAACCUGAAGCAGCAACUAGUCCGCAAUCGCGCAUAUGACAGACUUUGUGAGACACCGAAUUGCAUCGUUAGUCCAAACGGGAGGCAGGGUGAUUGCGUGGUAUCGGGGGUUAUCUACCUAAUCACCUGUCAGUUAUGUGGGGCUGAGUACAUUGGCGAAACAGGAAGAUCACUAUGUAUCCGCGUCAAGGAGCACCUAGACGGGCUCGUAAAAUCAAAAACAUCAUCCCCUUUAGGUGCUCAUCGCAGACAGUGUCAUCACAACACCCCUUUCAAGAUAGCUGUCACUAUCUUGGCACGCGAAUCAGACGUUCUAGCGCGAAAAACAUUGGAAGCGUUUUAUAUCACGGCCAAAAGUCCUAUCAUGAAUCGUAAAGAAGAAUGCAUCGCUGUGACCAACGAGCUGGCGCCAUAUCAGGACCUUGGCGGGUUUUGA